Rosa chinensis is the source of this 435-nucleotide messenger RNA. Its product is annotated as 2-oxoglutarate-dependent dioxygenase 11. Bases 1 to 435 code for a protein of 144 amino acids. Lineage: Eukaryota; Viridiplantae; Streptophyta; Magnoliopsida; Rosales; Rosaceae. The record is from RefSeq and is a predicted model, not a curated record. The transcript has 3 exons.
AUGGGUUCAAGCACAGAUGUAGCGCUUUCUGGCACAUCUCUACCAGCACCAAAUGUUCAAGAAAUGGUGAGGAAUAACCCUUUGCAUGUCCCUCAAAGAUACUUCAGAAAUGUAGUUGACAUGCCAAAGGAUGGAGAUACUAGUCAUGGUCGUUCUUCUGAGAUGGUAAAUCAUGAAGUGGCAAGAGAAGUGAUGGAAAGGAUGAAGGAUUCUGCGGCAAAGUUCUUCAAACUUCCCUUGGAAGAGAAGAACAAGAUUUCUAUGCCAUUAGAUGAAAUGCAAGGCUAUGGGCACUCCUCUGUGGUUUCUGAAGACCAAAUGCUGGAAUGGUCUGACAGACUUACACUUGCCGUUCACCCAUCCAAGUACAGAAAUCCCAAGGUUUGGCCACCAACACCAUUCAAGGAGGCUAUCGACACAUGCAUAUACCAGUGA